Penicillium brevicompactum is the source of this 180-nucleotide messenger RNA. RefSeq lists its product as uncharacterized. Lineage: Eukaryota; Fungi; Ascomycota; Eurotiomycetes; Eurotiales; Aspergillaceae. Bases 1 to 180 code for a protein of 59 amino acids. The transcript has a single exon. The record is from RefSeq and is a predicted model, not a curated record.
AUGGCUCUAAUCCUCCAGUUUCCAGAUUCGACUACUGCAAUCAUGCCGUCGCCGGCUUUCUCCCCCCGCUUUCAUGUGGAUGCUGUUCGCAUGGGCUCGUACUCUUGUGAUGCUGUUGCAUUUGCAUGGUUGAUCCUGCACGGCCGAGUCGGUCUCGGCAUUCGCCAGCUGUCGUAUUGA